Molecule: messenger RNA, 1800 nt
Organism: Lodderomyces parapsilosis
Lineage: Eukaryota; Fungi; Ascomycota; Pichiomycetes; Serinales; Debaryomycetaceae
Gene: KRS1
Product: lysine--tRNA ligase
Exons: 1
Coding region: 1-1800 (599 amino acids)
Biological process (GO): lysyl-tRNA aminoacylation
Cellular component (GO): cytosol; cytoplasm
Molecular function (GO): ATP binding; tRNA binding; lysine-tRNA ligase activity
Source: RefSeq, a predicted model, not a curated record
AUGUCUGAAGUUGAUAAAGUUGCUGAGCAAGUGCAAAAGACAUACUUGGAUGAUGUCACUGGUGAACAAGUUUCCAAAACCGAGUUGAAAAAGAGACAAAAACAAAGAGCUAUUGAGGCUAGAAAAGCUCAAAAAGCACCCUCUGCUCAAGAUACUAAAGCUGCUGGAGGUGCAAAGUCAUCUAAAAAGAAAAAUGAGUUUGCUGACUUAAACCCCAACCAAUUCCACGAAAUUAGAUCUCGUCAAAUUGAAGAAUUGAGAGAAAAGAACAAUGCCGAUCCUUCUGCAUUCAAUCCUUACCCUCAUAAGUUUGAAGUCACUAAAAGGUUGCACGAUUUUGUCAAAGAGUAUAGUCACUUGAAAAGAGGUGAAUCGUUAAAAGACAUUACUCUUCAAGUUACUGGUAGAAUCAUGACCAAAAGAGAAUCGGGUUCAAAAUUAAAAUUUUACGUUUUGAAAGGUGAUGGAGUUGAAAUACAAGUCAUGGCUCAAGCUCAAGAUGCUGAUUCACCAGAAGCCUUUGAAGAAAUGCACGAUAUUUUGAAAAGAGGUGACAUCAUUGGUGUUACUGGUUAUCCUGGAAGAACCACUCCAGCUAAAGGUGGUGAAGGAGAAUUGUCAGUUUUCGCUCAAAAAGUUCAGUUAUUAACACCAUGCUUGCACAUGUUGCCAACUGAACAUUAUGGAUUCAAAGAUCAAGAAGCCAGGUACAGAAAACGUUACUUGGAUUUAAUUAUGAAUGAUUCAAGUAGGGAAAGAUUUAGAGUUAGAUCAAAAAUCAUUCAAUACAUUAGAAAGUUUUUGGAUGCUCGUGACUUCGUUGAAGUUGAGACACCAAUUUUGAAUGUUAUUGCUGGUGGUGCCACUGCUAAGCCAUUCACUACUCAUCAUAAUGAUUUGAAUAUGGAAAUGUUUAUGAGAAUUGCUCCAGAAUUGUUUUUAAAGGAAUUGGUUGUUGGUGGUAUGGAUAGAGUUUAUGAAAUUGGAAGACAAUUUAGAAACGAAGGUAUUGAUAUGACUCAUAACCCGGAAUUUACCACUUGUGAAUUUUAUCAAGCUUAUGCUGAUGUGUAUGAUUUGAUGGACAUGACUGAGAUGAUGUUUUCAGAAAUGGUUAAGGAAAUCACUGGUGAUUACAAAAUCACGUAUCACCCCGAUGGCCCUGAAGGAGAAGCCAUGACUUUGGAUUUUUCAAGGCCAUGGAAGAGAGUUAAUAUGAUUGAAGAGUUGGAGAAAGUUUACAAUGUCAAAUUCCCCACUGGUGAUCAAUUACACACUGCUGAAACUGGUGAAUUUUUGAAAAAAGUCUUGAAAGACAACAACUUGGAGUGUUCACCACCAUUGACUAACGCAAGAAUGUUGGACAAAUUGGUUGGUGAAUUGGAAGAUGCAUCAAUCAAUCCAACUUUUAUCUUUGGACAUCCACAAAUGAUGUCCCCCUUGGCUAAAAAGGAUAGAAAAAUCCCCGGGUUAUGUGAAAGAUUCGAAGUGUUUGUUGCCACCAAGGAAAUUUGCAAUGCAUACACCGAGUUGAAUGAUCCAUUUGAUCAAAGAGCUAGAUUCGAAGAGCAAGCUAGACAAAAGGCUCAAGGUGAUGACGAAGCGCAAAUGAUUGAUGAGACUUUCUGUAAUGCCUUAGAGUAUGGUUUGCCUCCAACUGCUGGUUGGGGUUGUGGUAUUGAUCGUUUAGCCAUGUUUUUAACUGAUUCGAAUACCAUUAGAGAAGUUUUGUUGUUCCCGACUUUGAAACCAGAUGCCUUAGUUUUGAAAGGAGAGGAGCCAUUAAAGAAUGAUGAUUAG